AUUCUGAAAAAACAAAAUCAAUGGCUUCUUCUUCUUCUUCUUCUUCUUCUUCUUCUUCUUCUUCUCUGAGAAUCUUACUGCCUCUGGUAGUGUUGGUUUUUUUCACCUGCUCGUCUCAGGCGUCGGAGAUUCGGGUUGGCGGGAAGGAAACUGGAUGGAAAAUUCCUUCUGGGUAUUCUCUCAAUCAGUGGGCUGAGAAAUCACGGUUCCAAGUUGGCGAUGUUCUCUUAUUUGAAUACGAUGCGAGCAAAGACUCCGUUCUGCAAGUGACGAAGGAGGCGUACGACAGCUGCAGCACAUCGAACCCCAUAAAACAGUUCAACGACGGCAAAACCAAGAUCCAGAUCGACGACUCCGGCCCCCAUUUCUUCAUCAGCGGAGCCGAUGGAAACUGCGCCAAGGGUGAGAAGAUGGUCAUAGUGGUCUUGCACGAAAGUCGCCAGCAACCCGGCGGUGGCAGCGAUUCUCAGGCGAUCACUACUCCGGCGCCGACACCCGCUGACGAUAAUAAUGUCGCUGCCGGCGGAUUGAGAGCUGGGUUGGCGGGUCUCUUCGGGUUAGCGAUCGGGUCGGGUCUGGUUUUGGUAAUGUGAGUUCAUGGUUAUUAUGUGGAGGAGUGAGAGACGAAUGGUGUAUUAUUAUUGAGUAUUUUUAAAGUGUUCAUUGAUUAUGGUUUUGAUUUAUUGGUUAAUUAUAGGAUUUAAUGAAGGAUUAAUGUUUGUUUUUAAUUUAAUUUAAUUUUAAUUUCAGUCUACUUGGGAGCAAAGUUUUAUUUUUUAUUUUAUUUUAUUUUUUUAUUUUUCAGUUUUCACCAUUGUUUUGUGUUUAGUUAAUUGUACGUGAAACUUGGGUUUCUUUACAUCAUUAUAAUAAUAAAAUGGUAAUUAUAUUCA
Messenger RNA from Carica papaya (papaya), 893 nucleotides. Its product is annotated as early nodulin-like protein 15. The record is from RefSeq and is a predicted model, not a curated record. NCBI's taxonomy places the organism in Eukaryota, Viridiplantae, Streptophyta, Magnoliopsida, Brassicales, Caricaceae. Gene Ontology annotation, molecular function: electron transfer activity. Gene Ontology annotation, cellular component: plasma membrane.